Aspergillus novofumigatus IBT 16806 is the source of this 880-nucleotide messenger RNA. RefSeq lists its product as uncharacterized. Bases 345 to 719 code for a protein of 124 amino acids. The record is from RefSeq and is a predicted model, not a curated record. The transcript has a single exon. NCBI's taxonomy places the organism in Eukaryota, Fungi, Ascomycota, Eurotiomycetes, Eurotiales, Aspergillaceae.
AUGCAGUCCCUUGAGCGGGCGACAAUAUCCAUAGCAUAUUCACGACAACAGCGGCAGUGCACGCGACCCCACAACAGUCGUGUUGUACACAUGGGCCGAUGCGCACACACGUCUGGUUUUUAAGUACUUACCAGGGAUAUAGACAACUAUACCCGUUGGCACAAAUCAUCAUUGUCAUGGUGAGGACUAUGAAGACUUUCUUCACUGGCCGGAAGACCAACAUGGCGAACGUGAGGGAGUUGAUUCUAAAGGAAUUAUAGCCGCUGGGUAGUUCUGCAUCAGGUAUUGCCUCGGAAUCCCAGAAAGGCGUCAGGCGUAGGAGAGGGUUGCAAACUCGCAUCCUGAUGCAUGCUUUCUCAAAUAGCAGUGCCGUUAACCUAGAGGCAUGUUCUUUGGUCUGGCACUCAUUGCAACGCAGCACAGGUCAUCCCAUCAGUGCAAUGCCAGUCCAAGGACUCAUUCUUGAUUCAACCCCUGGCGGAGACUCUUUCAUUCGUGAGGCUUCGCGAUGGACGGCUGGAGUGGUGAUGGGGUUUGCAUUCCUACCUAAGUUCCUCGCAAAACUAGUUGCUGCUGUCAUUAUUCUGCUGUAUUUUGGGGUGCCAAGUCUGUUUAGGAUGGAAGUGCUCCCUGCGCGGGGGCAAAGAGUGUUUAAUACACUGGAAUAUAUCCCCAUAAAUAGUGCACGACUGUAUAUUUACUCAGACUCAGACCCUUGAUUAGCGAACAGGACGUCGAGUCGCAUUCGCGCGAAGCUGAGGCCAAAGGAUAUAGGAGAAUCAAACUGGGCAAGUUCAGUGGGUCGGGGCAUGUGGCGUAUAUACAACAGGACCCAAAAAGGUAUUGGUUGUUGAUUUCAAGGUUCUGGGAUGAAUACUGU